Lasiosphaeria miniovina is the source of this 1848-nucleotide messenger RNA. RefSeq lists its product as uncharacterized. The record is from RefSeq and is a predicted model, not a curated record. The coding region runs from base 1 to 1848 and encodes 615 amino acids. NCBI's taxonomy places the organism in Eukaryota, Fungi, Ascomycota, Sordariomycetes, Sordariales, Lasiosphaeriaceae. The transcript is spliced from 6 exons.
AUGGGACACCCUUACUUGUUUAACCCCGCCAUCGCGUUGCCAACGACACUCGCCCGAUGGGAUGUUGGUUCUGGUCUGGUCUCAGCCCAGAUUGGGACUGGCAGAGGUGCCGACCUCUUUCCCUAUCCCACGUUUAACUUUGGCGCUACGCAUGCGAUCCGCGACGCUUCUCCGCCUGACAGCGGCCCCGUGCCGACUUCCUUCGUUGAUGGCGCUGCCUCGCUCGCUGGGUCGGAUUACGACUGCCUGUCGCCGGCCCCAACCGAGAACCGGAGCCGUGGCCAGCGGGCCUCUACAGUGUCCACCGAUAUCACGGAACCAGACCCUGCUAACUCGACGCCUUCGACUCCCCUUCGGCAAAGUAUAGCUUCCAAGCCCACACCGGCGUCGUUCGAGGUCAUCGCGUACGAUCCAACUGCCGAAGGGAAAGGAAAGCGGUCCCGGAAACGGUCAGCUGACGACGAGGUCGCUGCAGCUGUAAGGGCACCUUCUCGAACUCUCAUGGAAGUCCAGAAAAAGGGCGAGAAUGGCGAGCUGCAAGGGGCCAUGAUCACAUUUGGGAGCCGCCCCAACAAAAGGACUGCCUUUAGUGAGAAUAAGAGACGAGAGACGGCGAUUGCAAGAAAAGACGGAGUGUGCGACCGCUGCAAGAAAUCCAAGAGAAAGUGCGACCUCUCUUUGAAGAUGAGCCCGUACGAGAGCUGCACCCUUUGCUUGUGCACGCGUACCUACAAAGGCGUUCCACGGAUGCCAUGCUCACAGUCGGCAAUCAAGGAAGUCGUGUUUUUCCGUAAGGGGCCUGCACCAAACGAACCCCUCUUCACCUCUCGGCGCAUUCUUUUCGACCUCAGAGAUAUCUCCAAGCCAAACGUCGCUGUCAAAACACUGGAGCUUACGCAGAAGCCCGGCCGGCACGGCCCAAGUCUAACUGUCUACGCCUCCGAGUUUAGUCCGCUGCCUGAAGAUGUCAUCUCCUACAAAUGGAAGGAUACCAGCGGCAAGGCCCGAGAGAUGACAAUGCCACUCUUCUGUCUGACAAACCUUGACAAGGUCACCAAGCAAUUCCGUCAGUAUAUUGAGGUCGCGAAUCGGUCUUACAUGGAUGCCUUGAGGACUGAGGACAAACUCGCAUGGGAGACGUUCUCAAUGGCCAUGAAUCACUCCGAAAAGAAGCCCAAAUCACUGGUGUCAAUCGCUUUAGACCUUUGGGCUAUAUCCCGCAUGAUCGAAACCCCUUGGCAAAUGUGUGGGAGCGACACUCUUGGUGUUUCUCGAAUUAAUGACCCCACCAAUCCUCAUGACGGCGCAAUUCCCAUCCCGCCCAUCAUGGAUACCCAGCUUGAUCAAAUCGUGAUCCAGAACGUUCUCUUGCCUCUCCGAAACGAGCUUGUCAGCAAGUUCGACAAUAUGACUGCGCCACCCAAGCCAGAGGAUUGGUUCGAGAUCUACCUCACCGCCUUCAUCCUCCUUAACCACAUUGCGAGGCUCGCCAAGCACUCCGUAGCUCAUGCAAAACUCCAUACCAUGCCGACAAAGUACUCCAACAAAGAGUUUCUCGAAGGCGCUUUCCACACGGCCAAGAUCAUUUUGGCACGCUUCCACUUUGUCUGCAACGGCUCGGCCCCCCUGCGACUGAACUGGAAGUUGCCGACAACAUGUGCCAUGGCAAAUCUUGAGCCUGAUCAAGUCGCGUUUAUGGAGACCACCCAAGCCGCCAUUCGGUCAAGAGAAAAUGAUCUUCGCCAUCUGCUGCCCACUCACGAGUAUGAGAAUCCCCUCUACUGGUCUCAUCAGCUGUUUUUCAAGGAGUGGGACAAAUCCCCGGCAUGUGUGGUCGAGGCGUACUAA